Molecule: messenger RNA, 879 nt
Organism: Medioppia subpectinata
Lineage: Eukaryota; Metazoa; Arthropoda; Arachnida; Sarcoptiformes; Oppiidae
Source: the annotation of a GenBank genome assembly
AUGGCAAAUGUCAAACACAUGGUUCACACCAUUAUAUUCAUAACGUAUAUUUGGCUCUACUAUUGGAUCACCGAUGCUCUCACACCCAACCCAUUGUCGCACUCGUUGACCAACCCAUUGGUUAAAUGUGUUGUUGUAUUCAUGCAAAUCCUGUCCGUAAUAGCGUUACCGCAAUAUAUUUUUCAAUUUCUGGGUCUAAUUGUGUACAACCCGUUCAGCGACGAUGUCGUACCCCUUAAGUCUGACCCCCUGUCCGCCCCUUUCAUAUGCUUCCGAGUGGUCACACGUGGAAUGUACAGGCGUUUAGUCGCCGAUAAUGUCAAAAAGCAUGUGAAUGUCUGCUCAACCGUUGGUCUCAAGCAUUUUAUGAUAGAAGUGGUAACCGAUAACCCAUUAGAUUUGGACACAACUGACCCGAGAGUGCGUGAAAUUGUUGUGCCCGUUGGGUAUCGGCCUAAAAAUGGGACCAUGUUUAAAGCUCGGGCUCUACAGUACCGGUUGGACACCAAUGAUAUGGCGGACGACGAGUGGAUCGUACACUUGGAUGAGGAGACAGUGAUGACAGAGCAGUCCGUUAGGGGUGUCGUUAACUUUGUGUCCGACGGCCGACACGACUUCGGUCAGGGGCUCAUCACUUACGCCGACCAACAGGUGGUCAACCCUUGGACUACACUUCUGGACACUCAGAGAGUGGCCGACGAUAUGGGAAAACUUCGCUUUCAGUUCAAGUACUUCAAUGACGCGCCGUUCAGUUGGAAGGGUUCAUUCAUGGUGUGUCGUGUAAAAGCUGAACUGCUGGUAUCCUUUGACCACGGAUUGGAGGGCUCGAUAGCCGAAGACAUGUAUUUCUCAAUGAGAGCACUGAUGGGUCGGCACACG